AUGAGAAUCGAAACCUGUUACUUCUGCAGUCGCCCUGCGUACCCCAGCAAGGGCAUCACCUUUGUCCGCAACGAUGCGCGCGUUUUCCGUUUCUGCCGCAGCAAGUGUCACAAGAACUUCAAAAUGAAGCGCAACCCCCGCAAGCUCAAGUGGACAAAGGCCUUCCGAAAGGCUGCCGGCAAGGAGAUGACGGUCGACUCGACCCUGCAGUUCGCCGUCCGCCGCAACGAGCCCGUCCGCUACGACCGCGACCUCAUGGGCAAGACCCUCAAGGCCAUGGAGCGCGUGUCCGAGAUCCGCUCCCGCCGCGAGCGCGUUUUCUACAAGAAGCGCAUGGCCGGAAAGAAGGAGAUCGAGCUUGCCCUUGCCCGCAAGCUGGUCGCCGAGAACGAGCACCUCCUGCCCCGCCUGCGCGGAAGCGAGAAGCGCCGCCUGCGCGAGCAGGGUCUUACCGAGGCGGAGAUCGAGGAGAUCGAACCCGAGCGCGAGCGUGCCAAGGCCUUUGGUGGCGAGAAGAAGCGGGUUGCCAUUGCGCUGGAGCACGACGACGAUGACGAUGACGAGGAGCAGGACGGCAUGGAUGAUGGGUCUGACGACGAUGAUGAGGACGAUGUCGACAUUGAGGGCAUGGACGUCGAGGGCAUGGAGGUGGACGCCUGA
Messenger RNA from Ilyonectria robusta, 660 nucleotides. Its product is annotated as ribosomal protein L24e-domain-containing protein. The coding region runs from base 1 to 660 and encodes 219 amino acids. Gene Ontology annotation, biological process: ribosomal large subunit biogenesis. The record is from RefSeq and is a predicted model, not a curated record. Gene Ontology annotation, cellular component: nucleolus. NCBI's taxonomy places the organism in Eukaryota, Fungi, Ascomycota, Sordariomycetes, Hypocreales, Nectriaceae. The transcript is spliced from 3 exons.